Molecule: messenger RNA, 204 nt
Organism: Rangifer tarandus platyrhynchus (Svalbard reindeer)
Lineage: Eukaryota; Metazoa; Chordata; Mammalia; Artiodactyla; Cervidae
Source: the annotation of a GenBank genome assembly
AUGAAGUCCAUGAUCAAGUUCCAGAUGAAGAAGGUGCUGUGUCUGGCAGUGGCUGUUGGCCACGUGAAGAUGACAGAUGAUGAGCUUGUGUACAACAUCCACUUAGCUGUCAACUUCCUGGUGUCAUUGCUCAAGAAAAAUUGGCAGGAUGUCAGGGCCUUGUACAUUAAGAGCACCAUGGGCAAGCCCCAGCGUCUUUACUAA